Messenger RNA from Ailuropoda melanoleuca (giant panda), 1110 nucleotides. RefSeq names its product caseinolytic mitochondrial matrix peptidase proteolytic subunit (gene CLPP). NCBI's taxonomy places the organism in Eukaryota, Metazoa, Chordata, Mammalia, Carnivora, Ursidae. Gene Ontology annotation, cellular component: endopeptidase Clp complex. The transcript is spliced from 6 exons. Gene Ontology annotation, biological process: protein quality control for misfolded or incompletely synthesized proteins. The record is from RefSeq and is a predicted model, not a curated record. The coding region runs from base 44 to 916 and encodes 290 amino acids. Gene Ontology annotation, molecular function: ATP-dependent peptidase activity; ATPase binding; serine-type endopeptidase activity.
GUAGUUCCGCCAUUGGACGGAAGCCGGGAAGGACGUCGGAGGGAUGUGGCCCGGAAUAUUGGUUGGGGGGGCCCGGGUGGCGGCAGGUAGGUCACCCGCGCUGGGGCCUCGCCUCGCCGCCCGGUUCCCCCCGCGGCGGACGCCCAAGACCGGCCUGGCCCUGCAGCGGAGCCUGCACGCGACGGCGGCCCGGGCUCUCCCGCUCAUUCCCAUCGUGGUGGAGCAGACGGGUCGCGGCGAGCGCGCCUAUGACAUCUACUCACGGCUGCUGCGGGAGCGCAUCGUGUGUGUCAUGGGUCCGCCCGCUGCGUACCCCCAGCUGGGCCAGCCCACCCUUCCCGCUUACUUACAGAUCGACGACAGCGUCGCCAGUCUGGUUAUCGCGCAGCUGCUGUUCUUGCAGUCCGAGAGCAACAAGAAGCCCAUCCACAUGUACAUCAACAGCCCUGGUGGCAUGGUGACGUCGGGCCUGGCCAUCUACGACACGAUGCAGUACAUUCUGAACCCCAUCUGCACAUGGUGCGUGGGCCAGGCCGCCAGCAUGGGCUCCCUGCUUCUGGCCGCUGGUACCCCGGGCAUGCGCCACUCGCUCCCCAACUCCCGCAUCAUGAUCCACCAGCCCUCUGGGGGUGCCCGGGGCCAAGCCACAGACAUCGCCAUCCAGGCAGAGGAGAUCAUGAAACUCAAGAAGCAGCUGUACGGCAUCUACGCCAAGCACACCAAACAGAGCCUGCGGGUGAUCGAGUCGGCCAUGGAGAGGGACCGCUACAUGAGCCCCAUGGAGGCCCAGGAGUUUGGCAUCUUAGACAAGGUUCUGGUCCACCCUCCCCAGGACGGUGAGGAUGAGCCCAAGCUGGUGCAGAAGGAGCCCGUGGCCGUGGCGGCGGCAGCAGAGCCGUCCCCCGCAAGCAUCUGAGAGCUGGACCUCACCCUCCAGAGGAAAGUCGGGGGAGCUAGGCACCAGACGCUGGAGCCGCAGCCCUGCCCACCCCUCGCUGCUGAGCCUGGAAGGGCCCCAUGAGGAACUCUGGGUUUGGGGCUGCCCCUAAGGGCAGGUAUCUUGAAUGAGACACUGUGAUUUUCAAUUAAAUCUUUGUAGUCUUUGAUCCC